AAACAGCAAAAGAAGAAGGUAAUCGCCGGUGGAGGGAAGUUUAGUUUGUUUUGCUAGCUGGCUGAAACGGCUGAGUGAUUGUAGUUUGUACGUGGUUCAUUAACAGUGAUGAGUGCAGAGGACACCAGGAGAGGUUCGUGGAGGGGUGGGGGGAGAGGAUGGAGAGGUGGUGGGGGUGGAUGGAGAGGACGGGGCGGUUGGAGGAGUAGACCGUGGAGAGGAGGAUCAGCUGCAUCCAGAGGAGGAAGAGGCUCAGGAGGAUGCUUUGGUGGUGGAUGUGGAGCAGGAGAAAAUCCAAACAUUAGCUCUCAGAGAGCACCCCUCCAGACAACUCUAGAUGCUCUGUGUCCCUAUAAAGGAUGGACACUCUACUUCACAGAAGGCUUCAUACAGAGCUCCCCCAGUGUGGAGAGGAUCAAAGUGUUUGAGAAAUAUUUCACUUCCAGGAUUCACCUCUAUGACAAAGAUGAGAUUGAGCGCCAGGGCAGCGUGCUGGUGGAUUACACAGACUUAACAGGAGACCAGGUUGUGUGUAAAGCACUUCCUGACAUAAUCACAGAGCUGAAAGAGCAGCCUGAGGUGAUGCUGAACUGUUUGGGAGUGGCUAUUCACCAGGUGUUGACCACAGAUUUGGAGAAGCAAGCUGCUGAGCUGCAGGAAGAAGAGCUUCCUGUUGCUACGCCGAUCAUCAACAUACCUCAUAUUAUUGUGAGGUUGUAUAACUAUGAGCCGCUGACUCCGCUGCGAACGCUGCGUGCUAGCGUGUUUGGACAUCUGGUUUCUGUGAAGGGAACUGUGGUCAGAGUGAGCAACAUCAGACCUCUGUGCACCCGGAUGGCUUUCAAGUGUCAGACGUGCACAAAAGUGGUGUCUCUGCCGCUGCAGCACGGAAAGUAUGCAACACCUACCAAAUGUAUCCAGCCUGGUUGUCGCAGUCGUUCUUUCAUCCCCAUUCGCAGUUCUCCCCUCACACAAACUGUAGACUGGCAGAUCAUCAAGGUGCAGGAGCUGAUGGGCGGAGAGCAGAGGGAGACGGGACGAAUCCCCCGCACUGUGGAGUGCCACCUGACCUCUGACCUCUGCGACAGCUGCGUCCCGGGUGACACCAUCACCCUGGCAGGGAUAGUUAGAGUGAUCAACGACGGCAGCUCCAGAGGAAACAAAGAUCAGUGCAUGUUUCUGCUCUACAUCGAUGCUACCUCAGUCAGCAAUACUAAAGGCCAGCUGUCCAAGUCUGGAGGUGAAACUUCAAGAGGGUCACUUGAAGGUUGCCCAGGGGGGGAGGAGUUCAGCCUGAAGGAGCUUUAUGCUGUUCAGGAGAUCCAGUCACAGCCGGACUUACUACGACUAAUUGUCCACUCUUUGUGCCCUGCCAUCUACGGACAUCUGCUGGUGAAGGCUGCUCUAGCUCUAGUGUUGUUGGGAGGCCGACAGAAACACACAGACAAGAACAGCGUCCCGGUGAGAGGAGACCCUCACAUCCUGAUAGUGGGAGACCCCGGACUGGGAAAGAGUCAGAUGUUACAGGCGGUGUGUAACGUGGCUCCCAGGGGGAUCUAUGUGUGUGGGAAUAGCACCAGCACCACAGGACUAACGGUGAGUUUGUCCCGAGACGCAGGAACAGGAGACUACGCUCUGGAAGCAGGAGCCUUAGUGUUGGCUGACCAAGGUCUAUGUUGCAUCGAUGAGUUUGAUAAGUUGGGGCAUCAGCAGCAGGCUCUGUUAGAAGCCAUGGAGCAGCAGUCUGUGAGUCUAGCUAAGGCUGGUAUCGUGUCCUCUCUGCCGGCCAGAACGUCUGUGGUGGCUGCUGCCAACCCCGUCGGGGGGCACUACAACAGAGGCAAGACGGUGUCUGAAAAUCUGAAGAUGGGUUCAGCUCUUCUCUCCCGCUUUGAUGUUGUGUUCCUCCUCCUGGACAUCCCAGAUGAGUCACAUGACCGGCAGCUGUCGGAGCACGUGAUGGCAAACCGGGUGGGAAAAGGCAGAACCAGCAGCGCCACAGUCACCAGAAGCAGCCAUGAGUUAGAGACCUCCAUCCUGCUACAACACACAGCCAUGCCUCUGUCUGAACGUUUACAGAUUCCAGCUGGCGAAUCGGUCGACCUGAUUCCAGCGUGCUUGUUGAGGAAGUACAUAAGCUACGCUCGUCAGUACGUCCAUCCCUCCCUCUCCCCUGAAGCGGCUCAAACCCUUCAAGACUUCUAUCUGUCACUGAGAUCUCAGUCCAACUCUGCUGACGCCACGCCCAUCACCACACGGCAGCUGGAGUCUUUAAUCAGGCUGACGGAGGCAAGAGCCAAGUUAGAGCUUAGAGAGAUGGCUAUGAAGAAUGAUGCGGAGGAUGUGGUGGAAAUCAUGAAAUACAGUCUGGCUGACACAUACUCGGAUGGUCUGGGAAAUCUGGACUUUGAACGCUCUCAGCUCGGGGCUGGCAUGAGUCAGCGCAGUGCAGCAAAGCGACUCAUCAACGCACUACACUCGCAUGCUCAGAGGACCAAUCAGAAGCAGUUUGAUUUACAGACACUUCGAUCCAUAGCUGACAAAGUGAACAUAAAGGUGAUGGACUUUCAAGGACUCUUGAGUUCCUUGAAUGAACAGGGUUUCCUUCUGAAGAAAGGGCCAAAGCUGUACCAGCUGCAGACCAUCUAAACACUGACAUCUAAUUAUGUCUAGAACACACAGACUGACAAGGUCAGUGUCUAUUUAUUUAUAAUUAAAAUGAACAAGAGGGGAAAAGACUUUUGGAGGACAUUUCAAACCUGCAACAAGCACAGAUGUGACAAAAAGAAGGGAAAUUAUCAAACUGCUGAAAUCUCAGAAAAACGUAUGUGAGGGGAAAAUGUUUGUAUAAAUUUUUACAUACAAAUGUGUUGUCUUUGUUCCUUGUAACUGGAUUUGUUGUUUCCAUAUUUGCACUUUGACUUUCAUCUAUAAAGCAGGUUCUGUGUGUUUAUUUAAACUUAAUAAAUCUGCUAAACUCUGAUAACUGCUCAUUAAAUGGUUCUGUUUAAGACACAACCAGUUAUAAAACUGUUCCAAAUUGUUUAAAGGAUUAUUUCAGGUCAGGGUUUGAGGGCUUGAGAUUUUUAUUCAUCUUAAAAUCCAGUUUAUCUUUUAGAAUUGUAUGAACAUCAAAUUAAAACCAUUAAAUAUUUUGCUAAUAAAAUUUUUAGUUUUUCGAAUUCUAAAAAUGAGAAGUCUUUUAUUUUGAAACGCAAAAAUGUAUUUAAAUCGUUUUGUAUUAAAUAUAACUGAGGCGGUUCAGGUAUGUUUAUAUUUUAUUUAAUUUGUUAAAUGUAAACUGACGCCGUUGAAACAAAAUUACCUUUUCAAAACAAAAACUGUUUACGACAUCGCCUGCCGGAUCAGUUUACGGCAACAUGGCAGCCUGCUGGCUCGAGCAGGGUUCCUGCCUGAAUCGGUAACUUCAACAUGAUCACGCUUUGAAAUAAGGAGGUGGCAGCGGGUCGGUAGGCUC
Messenger RNA from Nothobranchius furzeri (turquoise killifish), 3478 nucleotides. It is a transcript of the gene mcm8, whose product is annotated as minichromosome maintenance 8 homologous recombination repair factor. NCBI's taxonomy places the organism in Eukaryota, Metazoa, Chordata, Actinopteri, Cyprinodontiformes, Nothobranchiidae. Gene Ontology annotation, cellular component: MCM complex; nucleus. The record is from RefSeq and is a predicted model, not a curated record. Gene Ontology annotation, biological process: double-strand break repair via homologous recombination. Gene Ontology annotation, molecular function: single-stranded DNA binding; single-stranded DNA helicase activity; ATP binding.